Molecule: messenger RNA, 1863 nt
Organism: Penicillium daleae
Lineage: Eukaryota; Fungi; Ascomycota; Eurotiomycetes; Eurotiales; Aspergillaceae
Product: fungal specific transcription factor domain-containing protein
Exons: 2
Coding region: 1-1863 (620 amino acids)
Biological process (GO): DNA-templated transcription
Cellular component (GO): nucleus
Molecular function (GO): zinc ion binding; DNA binding; DNA-binding transcription factor activity, RNA polymerase II-specific
Source: RefSeq, a predicted model, not a curated record
AUGCAGGAUCUACGCUACAAUAAUACAUCUAAGGAAUCCGGAGGCAGUAACGAUAGCACCAACCAGAUCUUCAUCGACUCGUCUACAUGGUCAAACUUCAGUGCAUCGGGCGUGGGGACAGAUGGUCCGACCGUUGCUUCAACGACGGCUGCCAUUGAACCAGAAGUUGGCAUGGCACAGAUGCCAGAAUUGGGUCUCUGUCGUCGCCAUUCGCAGCGAAAUCCUCGCUCGUGUGACUUCUGUCGGGCUCGAAAGACGGCAUGUCGUGUGGAGGAUGCGUUUUAUGCUGCCAUGGACGCUGUCAGAUUGCCACCCGACACCUCAAGUAAUCAAGAGGACGCCGCUGUACAGAGACCCUUCCAAUCUUCACCCUCAGAUUCUCCAGAAGAGUUGUUCGCAGCCGACUGGCAGGAAAAACGGCGCCCAUCAGACGGUCGGGGGGAUAUCCAUGGUUUCUCGCAAACACGAUCGAUCGAUCUCCGAUCAUCGCAGACAUCCUUUCUACUGGGCGAUACGGGCGAAUCUGAUCCUUAUCUCGUACGGAGCUCCUCUCUCGCGAGCACUGGAAAUGAGGAUUCCGAUGCCCCAAUCAGUUACAUUCAGAUACGAACACAAAAAAAUUGGCGACACGGAAGUGCCGAUACUGGUCUUGAUGAAGAAAGACCAAUUGUGUUUAUGCUCAUCGACCACAGUCUCCACGGUCGCUACGAGCCUCGUGUGGACGAGGACGUACUCCAGAACGCACAUACUUCCUUGCAGGAAAUGUGCAGCGACGCAAUCGGCGUCCGACUUGUGAAGCUCUACUUUAGAUAUGUUUACCCGUACUGGCCAGUUCUGUCUCGCUCAAUGUUGUUCUCUUCCGAAUCCAGUUUCGCAAGCAACGUUGCGAGUCUUUCGCUAUCACUCAAGGCCGCUUUGUAUGCCACAGGUCUGCCCUUCAUGGUUUUCGACGAAGUGCUUGCCGCGCAGCUGGAUCUGCAGAAGCUGUCCGCAAACAAUCUCUACCGAAUCUGUUGGCUGGCAAUUACGCAUGAGAUCCACAACCCUCAUCUUUCGACCCUCCAGUCAUGUCUGCUUCUGCUUCAGAGAGCCAACGAUGACCGUUACGUCAUGGACUCUCCUUUUCGAUGGAGUCUGCUGGCAUGGACAAUCAGCCUGACGCAAAGCCUUGGCUUGUCAACUGAUUGCUCGAACUGGCUGGGAAUUCCCAGCUGGGAAAAACGACUGCGGCGACGUCUGUGGUGGGCCGUUUUUAUCAUGGAUAAAUGGAGUUUCCCCAGUGCUGGUCUCACAACCCAUAUUAAACGAGAAGACUAUGAUACCCAACCGCUGACGGCCGAAGAUUUCGCAUCUACGGCUAUCAUCGAAGGAUCCCCCAGGGAUCUGACUACCGGUGAUUUUACAGCGCAGCAUGAGGACUCCCACUUUUAUCACUUGGUCGAACUAUCACGCAUUGUCUCUGAUAUUCAUGACGCUUUCUUCACUAUUCGCGCCGCGAACGCCACGCGCCAUGACUUUUCUCGGACCAUUGAGCUCGCGCGGCCUCUUCGUUCCCGCCUUCAAAUUUGGAAGGAAUCUUUCAAUAUGUUCAUCUCAAGACGUCAGCAUGACACCCGCCGACACUCUAGGCUGGAUGGGAAUGUUUCCCUGAGUCUGGCAUAUCUUGUAUCUGUAAUGAUUCUAUUCAGAGCAAUGCUUCGGCCUUUAGAAAGCUCUGCUGCCGCCAGGGGGAACAUACAGGUAGAAGAACGGGGGAAAGUGGCCAUCCGAGCUGGUGCAAAGGCUUGUUGUCUCGAGGUCGUACAGUUUGUCGAACAAAUCCCCCGAGGAGCGUGGGACGCAUUCUGGCACAGUUGUAAGUAA